UCAAGAUCGCCAGCCAAAGCCAUUGCGGAUCGGUGAUGUCUUAGUUAAAACGUUGGAGUCUUCUUUAUCGUGCAAUAAAACAUAGUUUGUCGUUGAAAUAGACUUCCCUUGUUUAUUUGUUUUUUUUUUUCUUUCAGCGAUUUAUGAACUUUGUCCUCUCUCGGUGACCCGGUAAUGUGGGAUUAAAAUGGUCAUCAUAAAGGUUUACGUUGCCUCGUCAAGUGGGUCUGUGGCGGUGAAAAAGCAGCAGCAGGCGGUGGUGGGCUUCUUGGAAGCCAAUCGAAUCCAGUUCCAGGAAGUAGACAUCGCCAUGCUGGAGGAGCAGAGGCUCUGGAUGUAUCGGCACAUCCCUCGGGACAAGCGGCCGGAAAAAGGCAACCCUCUGCCCCCUCAAAUCUUCAAUGAGGAUCGCUACUGUGGGGACUAUGAGGACUUCUUCCAGUCGAAAGAGAACAACACUGUGUUUGCCUUCCUGGGCGUCACUUCUCAAGCCUCUGUCAAAGAUUCCGAGUCUUAGAUGACGGUACUGAACAGAAACGUGAAACCUCCUCCCGUUUCUUCUUAUCGUGGAUGCCAAGUAUGGGACUUCCUCCAAAACGUCUUGUACGUGUUGACAAGAGACUUCAAAAAAGGGACGACUGACAGUCUUGUAAAUUGUUUGUGACCCUGAGCGCUCAGCAGCCACAAUAUUAGGCACACCCGCACCUUUUAAGCAGCAUUCAUUUGCUAUCAUGACAUCCACUUUCAAUUCGAUGUACUAGUAACUAACUUGUAACGGUUUAACACACUAUUAGAGUGGCUGUUUUUCUAUGAAUGUUUUCUUCCAUUGCAUGUGGCACUUUAGAAAUCUCUUUUUCAAUAUAUUUGACAACCUGUUAAAAGCCUUUUUACUAGUAUGCUCUUUGUCCCCACUAGAAUGACAAAGUGUAUCAACUUUUGAAUUUUUCUAGUUAAUGUCGUUCCUCCUAUGUUUCUAUGAAGUACAAUGUUAUGGAGUGACAUUUUUUUAAAAUUAAAAUACACAUUAUAACCGUUUUUGUGAGCUAAAAUUUGUAAAUGGCCUUUUUAAAAUUAAUUUCAAUAGAAAAAUAGGAACCAUUGUAGUAUUAGGUCGCUAGUACAUGUUACUAGGGGUGCAUAAAUGGACUAGUUGACAACAACAGUAUGUUACGAGUACUACCCAUUAAAUUGUAAAAAUCUGGUAGUUAACACCUCCCGUGUCAAUCGUACUAGUAGCACGCGGAUGCUUCAGGUAAAAAGCCUUUUAAGCAUUAAUUCACUCUCAGGGUAAAGGAUUCAUAGAAGGGCAAAAGUGGCACUAGUAGUGUUGAGGGGAAUAACGAGAAAAACUGUGAUUCUUCUACUGUGCUGAAUGGGCUAUUUUUGUGAGAAAAAAGGAACUAAAACGAGGGUUCGAAUUAAUCCUCACGCGACUUUCCAUAGCAGCAUUUUAUCGAGAACUAACAUUCCCAGUAUUUCAUUUCUCUUGUGGCUGAGCAAGGUAAGAAAUACUGGGAAUGGUAGUUCUCGAUAAAAUGCUGCUACGGAAAGUCGCGUGAGCGUUCAUUCGAGCCCUGGUUUCAGUUCCUUUUAAUGUCGCCUUUAGGUUUUCUCAAUUUUCAAUUUUUGUUCUUUUGCUCAAAACUUGCUGAAACUGCAAUUCAGUAAUCGGCCUCGCGAUGAGUCACUCCAUUUCAAUUGUGUUUUCAUCCGAAUGAGAAAGUCCAGAAGAGGCUCCAUUGUUGGCGUAUAAUCUUCAUCAAGGCAGAAUUUUCCCGUUUUGGAUGUCAUUAGAUCAGAUUUAGGUGUGCUUCAUGUUCUGGACGCUAAGCACGGUAACUUUUGUCCAUUUUCACUACUGUGUACAAUGUUUUCCGUGUGCUGUGCCAUCAUGUGAAACACUACUGUGACUUUUAUGACAUUUGUCAGAUUUGCAAGGUAAUAAAGUUCAUGAAUUUACAGCAUCUAA
Molecule: messenger RNA, 1969 nt
Organism: Syngnathoides biaculeatus (alligator pipefish)
Lineage: Eukaryota; Metazoa; Chordata; Actinopteri; Syngnathiformes; Syngnathidae
Gene: sh3bgrl2
Product: SH3 domain binding glutamate-rich protein like 2
Exons: 4
Coding region: 188-517 (109 amino acids)
Cellular component (GO): cytoplasm
Source: RefSeq, a predicted model, not a curated record